AUGGGCUUGGUCGACAAUGUAUCGACCAUAUUGCAAGACUCCGAGGAGCCUUUCGAUGACACUUUCCCGCCAGAAGAGGCUUAUCGGGAUGACGAUCUAGGGUACUGGGCUGAGGGACAGGAUGAAAGCGAAAGACUCCCUGAUGAUGAAUUUUAUGGCGAUGAUAUCGCUACUCCAGGUCAUACAGAACUCGAGACGCACCGUGAAAUGAGAGAGUUCGCAAGGCUUAUCACCUGGGAUCUACCUCUACUUGGAUCUCUCACGAAAAGCUUCACACCUCCAACCCUAAACCAACCCCUACGAUUCCGCUAUACUACAUACCUUGGGGAGGAUCAUCCUGCCGCCAACAAGGUUACCGUUGAAUUCAAUCCAAACGACUUGCCAGACUUAACAUAUGAGCAAAGGGCCACGCUCAUCAAGCUUUGUGGACCACGUUACAACCCGGAGAAAGAGGUGGUGAAAAUAAGCUGUGAGAUGUUUGAUACGCAAUUACAAAACAAGCGGUGGCUAUUGGACACGACCAACGCUCUCGUCAAGGAAGCUAGAGAAGGCCAAGAUUCGUUCGCGGAUAUCCCUUUCGACUUUCGCCACCACAAGCCCAAGCCCGUCUAUAAGUUUCCCAACAAAUGGAUCUUGACCGAAGAGCGCAAAGCAGAAUUGACAGCAAAACGCAAACAGUCUGAUGAAGCCGAACAAGCCAGGAGAGAAGGCAACAAGCUCAUAGACGGCGCGGCGCUGGUCAGAAAACACCACGCAGCUACACCUGCAUUGCCAUUGUCAGACAGAAAUGGCAAUCCACUGACAAUUGAAGAGCCCGUGGCGGACCUUGUCAUGGCAGAGCUGUCACCACUGAACAAUUACCGAGGACGACGGCGUUUCAAGCGAAAUACGUAA
Messenger RNA from Pseudovirgaria hyperparasitica, 894 nucleotides. RefSeq lists its product as uncharacterized. Lineage: Eukaryota; Fungi; Ascomycota; Dothideomycetes; Acrospermales; Acrospermaceae. Gene Ontology annotation, biological process: mitochondrial translation. The transcript has 2 exons. Gene Ontology annotation, cellular component: mitochondrial small ribosomal subunit. Bases 1 to 894 code for a protein of 297 amino acids. The record is from RefSeq and is a predicted model, not a curated record. Gene Ontology annotation, molecular function: structural constituent of ribosome.